Messenger RNA from Porites evermanni, 1470 nucleotides. NCBI's taxonomy places the organism in Eukaryota, Metazoa, Cnidaria, Anthozoa, Scleractinia, Poritidae. The record is from the annotation of a GenBank genome assembly.
GGAGAAUUGGUGUACGUGAACUACGGACGAGUACAGGACUUUGAAUUACUUAAAACCAACCUAAGUGUCAAUGUGACAGGGAAAAUUGCCAUCAUGAGAUACGGGAAAAUAUUUCGUGGGAACAAGGUAAUACGGGAAGUCAACAUAGCUUUGAAACAUUCGUCUCCUUGUUAUAAGUACUGAGUAGAAGAAUUUUGGCUAGAUUUGAACAGGCCCGUGCAACAAAAAUCUCCACUUUUAAGCUACAAAAUAGAGAGUUAAAGUAGUAACGUUUUUGAGCGACGCAAGCCAACCGGAAGUGAGCCUUUUUUUGCCAUUAAUAUGCCUUUACGCUACCAAAUGUGUAUCGCUGUGUCUAGUGUCUAUACUCUAUUAGUAAAAUCCAACUAGUGGUCUAUUAUCAAUCCUGCGUUCUGAUUGGUUGAGCUACUACUAAGCUAUAUGUUAUAGCCCACUAGUAGCGAAAAGCGCGGGCUUUUUCGCCGCAAAAAAGGAUUAAAGUCCAGCUUUGACUUGCUAAAUUUUUUUUAUUCUCGAUAUUUUUGACCAACUGGUUGGAUUUUACUAAAACAAUUAUUCCUCUUGCCCUCAUGGCCUCUGAGUCAAUAGCCCGUUCGGCCUUCGGCCUCAUGGGCUAUUGAAUCAGAGCCCAUUCGGGCUCGAGGAAUAAUUGUUAAAUAGACUCAAAGAAAGAAACUCUACUUCCAGUUGACGUGCUUGAUUGAAAAUCGUCGCUGCUUUAACUCCUUAAUGAGAAUUGUGUGCGACCCGGUGGUUGCAAUAGGACAAUUGCACGAUGACGUCAUUUUACUACAACUACCAGAAUCCUUGAGUAUGUUGUUUUCUUGUGCAAAUUAAGACUAUUGUAUUUUAAUCCUCAGCGGGAUUGACAAACUUAAAUAACAAAGCAAAACCGAAAUGAAUUCUGGUAGUUGUAGUCAAAUAUCGUCAUCGUGCAAUUGUCCUAAUAGGACAAACUUGGGUAAGACGAACGUAUUUAAGGGGCUCCGGACCCCUCCGACCGUUCGCCUGGAUUCGCUUCAGAGCAAAAGCAGUCAUAAAUCAUAUAAAGCCUGAGCCAUGCCCGGUUUGGUCUUCUUCAGGGGUCUUAAUUCUGUCCCAUUUCUCAGACUUUUGACUCUCCUUUUUCUCUUGCAGGUUGCAAACGCUGCGAGGUAUGGCGCCAUAGCAGCCCUUCUCUUCUCAGAUCCUGCCGAUUACGCCAGGGCUGGCCCGGAUCCAAAAGAUACCUAUCCUAACACUGCAUGGCUUCCUGCAAGCGGUGUUCAACGGGGUUCGUUGUACACAUUCCCUGGAAGUGGAGACCCACAAACACCUGCUAUAGCGGCCCUUCCAGGAAUGUGGCGGCGACCGCAGAAUGAGAGCGAAUUGCCCCCCAUCCCUGCCCACCCCAUGGGGUACGGAGAUGCUAUCCACUUUCUUAGCAAAAUGGGAGGUACGUUAUGUUAA